Messenger RNA from Erpetoichthys calabaricus (reedfish), 2045 nucleotides. RefSeq names its product claudin 2 (gene cldn2). Gene Ontology annotation, cellular component: plasma membrane; bicellular tight junction. NCBI's taxonomy places the organism in Eukaryota, Metazoa, Chordata, Cladistia, Polypteriformes, Polypteridae. Gene Ontology annotation, molecular function: structural molecule activity. The record is from RefSeq and is a predicted model, not a curated record. Gene Ontology annotation, biological process: cell adhesion; bicellular tight junction assembly. The transcript has a single exon. Bases 93 to 908 code for a protein of 271 amino acids.
CUUUUAAUCAUCAGGUUUCUGAAAACAGGACUAGUCACAAUCUGGUUUCUGGUCAGCAGCUUCCUUGUUGUUGAAGUUACUGAAGUUACAAGAUGUUCUCCAUAUUCACAGAGCUUAUCGGCCUUUGCCUUGGAAUAGUGGGAAUGCUGUUAACUUUGGUGGCCACCAUUUUGCCACACUGGCGGAUUACUGCAUAUAUUGGAUCAAACAUUAUAACAGCAGUGGGGUACUUAAAAGGGCUCUGGAUGGAAUGUGCCUACUACAGCACUGGCACCUUCCAGUGCGAGACUUACAAAUCUCUUUUAGCUCUGCCACCGGACUUACAGGCUGCUCGAGGCAUGAUGGUCGUCUCCAUGGUGCUGUCGCUUGCAGGCUGUGUUAUAGCCAUUGUUGGGAUGAAGUGUACUGUUUUAAUGCAAGGAACAGAUGCUAAAUCACGCCUCGCAGGAACUGGAGGGUUCUGUUUCAUAGCUGCUGGCUUCUUUUGCAUCAUUCCUAUUUCCUGGACAACUAAUGAAAUUAUCCGCAUGUUCUACAGCCCAGUGGUACCUUCCAGUUUUAAGUAUGAGAUUGGAGCAGCACUUUACUUGGGCAUGGCAUCUGCCCUCCUGUCCAUAUUCGGUGGUGCUGUUCUCUGCUUCUCAUGCUGUAGGAAUGAAGGUGAAAGUGCCAGGUAUCGGGGCCACAGAAGUCGACCGUUUCAUCCUCGACCCUACCACUCCAAUGCUUAUCCUAGCCAUCCAAUGACCUUCCAGAACCCUGCAGCACUAAGUGCUGUCAACCCAGCAAGUAAUAAUAGGCAUGAUGGGAGAAGUGCAAAAGGCCAAAUUUUGGAUCUUCGAUCUCCCUCACCAUCUUCUGCACGUGGAAGUAGCUACUCAGGCUAUGACCUCAAUGGAUUUGUAUGAGAUGGACAAAAUGGACAUAGGAUUGCUUUUUUACGCACUACUGCAGGAAAAGCCGAAGAAGCUAACAUAUGCUGAAAUACAAGAUCCUUGACAAAUCCAACUGUUUGGUAAGACAGAAUCUGUUGCUUGAUGAAUGUCAGCAGCAAUGUACUGGAGCCUGUUCUGGAAAUGUGGUGCAGAAACACCGAGGUACUAACUAGAGUUUUAUGUUGCACUUAUCAGUAUAGCGCAUGCCCUACAUUUUCAAUGAUUAGUCUUCUAAGUUUACUGUCAAUUUGAAUGAAAUAACUUGUGAGGGAGAUGAUGGAGAACAACGUAUAGGCACCAGAGUGAACUGAUUCUUGGCUGCCCAGAUAGACAACACGAGAAGGUAAACCUAAGGCAAACAAAUAAAGAUAAUCCAAAUUUAAUCCCCCCUGGAAACUUGGACUGUGAGGUAUAUAAUGGCAAGAGGUUUGGUGUGGAAGUUCAAAAAAGUACAUUUUUUUAAGAAUCUAGAGAGGGCAUGCAAGCUCUUCCUGUAGCAACCAACAAAGAUGAAAAAAAACUACAAAUACUUCGCAGUAAGGUAAAAAGUGUGCUUGCUUUUUAUACAUCUAUCCAUGCACCGUCCCAAUGGCACACUGGGUGUCAUCCAGGCAGAGCUGGAUGUCAGCGCAACUGGACAAUGCGACUUCAAAAUGGAAAGAAGGUGGGUUCCUAUCCACUUAAUGAAUAUUAACAAGGCCGACAUUACCAGUGAAGCACCAGGAGCAUUGGAUUUAAAGCCACCACCAAAUCCAGAGCUACAUACACCAAAGAGGAUUGCAAAAUAAGAGCGAAAGAGACAUUUCCAUAUUGGACAUAAUGGGAGAAAUUUACUUAAGUGGACAAGAAAGGAAUGCUGGCAACUUGUUUGUUUCACUUUUAUUAUUUGAUUGUUGAAUUCCAAUGUCUGACACAGCUUAGCUUUCCUUAGACUCCCAACGCAUCCCUGAAUUUCAUGUUUUAUUGGUUAUUCACCUGUAUAUGUGUGCAUUUAUACGUGUGAAUGCUGUACUGUUGUGUACUUUAGUGCUGUCAUACUUUUAACAAUUUAUGCAACAGCCUGAACUCAGGGAAGAGUGCCAUAAUAAGAAUAAACCAAACUGAAUGCAA